Molecule: messenger RNA, 1217 nt
Organism: Puntigrus tetrazona (Sumatra barb)
Lineage: Eukaryota; Metazoa; Chordata; Actinopteri; Cypriniformes; Cyprinidae
Gene: en2a
Product: engrailed homeobox 2a
Exons: 2
Coding region: 415-1212 (265 amino acids)
Biological process (GO): neuron differentiation; multicellular organism development; regulation of transcription by RNA polymerase II
Cellular component (GO): nucleus
Molecular function (GO): RNA polymerase II cis-regulatory region sequence-specific DNA binding; DNA-binding transcription factor activity, RNA polymerase II-specific
Source: RefSeq, a predicted model, not a curated record
CCGGAGUGUAACGUCACUGGGGGCUCGUAUUAAAAAUAAGAACAAAAAUCCGGAGUGAAAGUAUUUCAGGAGCAGUUAGGAGCCCCACUUCUCUGUCCUCAGAGUAGCCACUGACGUCCCGAUAGUUGCAUUGCGCAGAAAAAAAACAGCACCAAACUGGCAAGUUACGGUCCAUCAAGCUUAAACAGAGAACAUUCCGUGAUUGGAAGGCGUAACUAUGUUUUUCCUUUGUGACCACGGUGCGCAAAGGCUUUUUCUUGUCGCUAAAGCUCACUGACAGAUUUUCUUGCUCAGUUUUGAAAUUUUCCCGAAGUGAACAAAGUGGACGGAGUCGCCCGCGGAGCGGGGUGCGACUGCCUGAGUGCGGGAGAGCGAUAAAGGGUUAAGGACGGAAAGUGGAAAGUGUGUCUCAGCAUGGAUGAGAAUGAGCAGAGCGCAAGAGACGCGGAGCAGCGAGGAGCGGCGGACGAGUCCAACAGCGCCAUACGACCCCUCCUGCAAGCUCCGGGGAACCUGCAGCUUCCGCACCGCAUCACAAACUUCUUCAUCGACAACAUCCUGCGACCGGACUUCGGCCGCAAGAAGGAAGCGAGCAUCACGCGCGACGAGGGCGAUCACGGCGCGCGAGAAAACCACAACCCUACGGGUCCUAGCACGGGACAGGUGGGGAGUACUGUGCCGGCGGAGGGGACUUCCGCGACGCACACGAGCGCUGGGGGAAAGAAGGCAGAGAUAGAGAGCGAGGAGCCCCUGAAGACCCGCGGGGAGAAUGUGGAUCAGUGCCUGGGUUCAGAAUCGGAUAGUUCACAGUCCAAUUCAAGCGGGCAACUCGGCCAGCCUAUGCUGUGGCCCGCUUGGGUUUACUGCACGCGAUACUCGGACAGACCGUCGUCAGGUCCUAGAUCUCGUAAACCAAAGAAGAAAAACGCGAAUAAAGAGGACAAACGACCGCGCACGGCCUUCACGGCGGAGCAGCUCCAGAGACUCAAGGCCGAGUUUCAGACCAACCGCUACCUGACCGAGCAGCGGCGGCAGGGUCUGGCGCAGGAGCUCGGCCUCAACGAGUCCCAGAUCAAAAUCUGGUUCCAGAACAAGCGGGCCAAAAUCAAAAAAGCCAGCGGCACCAAGAACACUCUGGCGUUGCACCUGAUGGCGCAGGGACUGUACAACCACAGCACCACGUCAAAAGACGACAAAUCAGACAGCGACUGAGACGG